Anopheles coluzzii is the source of this 2517-nucleotide messenger RNA. Its product is annotated as protein abrupt-like. NCBI's taxonomy places the organism in Eukaryota, Metazoa, Arthropoda, Insecta, Diptera, Culicidae. The transcript has a single exon. Gene Ontology annotation, cellular component: nucleus. The record is from RefSeq and is a predicted model, not a curated record. Gene Ontology annotation, biological process: regulation of transcription by RNA polymerase II. Bases 191 to 1786 code for a protein of 531 amino acids. Gene Ontology annotation, molecular function: protein binding; DNA binding.
UCGCGGUUGUGAAAACGACGCUUAACAACCACCUCACAAUCGAAAACAUCGCCGCGCAGAUACGCUUGUCAUUUGCCAAAAUAUUGUUUUCGCAUCUUCCCAGGUCGAAAGAAAAAAAAGGAAACUACCACCGGAGUGGGUUGUGAUUGUAUCCGUUCCUCCGCUCACAGGGGAACCAUUGGUGAAGAAUAUGGCCAGUCAACAAUCAUUCUCGCUACGAUGGAACGAUUACUCGUCGCACAUUGCCAGAGCGUUCGAGUCGCUGCGCUACGAGGAAGAUCUCGUCGAUGUGACGCUAUACUGUGAGGGGCGCAGAAUACGCGCCCACAAGAUGGUACUGUCCGCGUGCAGCUCCUAUUUUAAGGACAUCUUCAAGGAGAACCCAUCCCAGCAUCCGAUCAUUAUCUUUAAAAAUGUGAAAUACUCCGAUCUGGUCUCGCUGGUGGAAUUCAUGUACCAGGGUGAGGUAGUGGUGCUGCAGGAGUCUUUGCCAAGCUUUCUGCAUACGGCCGAGCUGCUCUCGGUCCGCGGUCUGGCCGAUACGUGCGACACCAUUGAACAGCACCUGCACAGUACGAUCUCGGAUCAGCCGACCUCCUCACUGGCCCAACAAAUACUGCAAACGCAAUCACGCAACAUGAACAACGCCACGAUCACGACGGAGCCCGUAUACUUUACGCUACCCUCGAACUCCACCAUCGUACCGCAGAUAAAGAUUGAGUCGCAGCCGCCUGCUUCACAGCAACUGAUCAACAAAAUUCUACUAAAAUCCUCCAACGAUAUUACCGCCGCCCUUGGCAAUACCAUCGUACCGCAGGCACAGCAGCAGCAGCAGCAACAGCAAACGCACUCCCAAGCACACUUACAGCAGCCACAACCAUCCACAACGGCUACGCAGCAACAGCAGCAACCACAACUGCAAACACAAACGACGAUACGCGAACAACACCAGCCAAACCUGGUUUUGAAAGCAUCCCACAGCGUUACCAUGCCGACACUGGGGCAACCGAUCGUCGCUCACGGUUCCGCAUCCCAGCCCGAUCAAAACAAACAGCAGUCCGCGACUGCAUUGCAAGACCUGGUGGAAAGCGUAAUAUCCAUGCCUCGGCCGGUAAAAAUAGAGCGCGUCUCCAAGCAAAAGGAUACCUCAACGCUACCCACAACAACAGCAGCAACUAAGCAAGCGACCAGUACAGCGGCGGUGGAAAUUAAGCCAUCCACCAGCUAUACAUCGCUGUCAACUACGACGAACACUGCAAAUCAAGCCGCAAACAGUGGAAUGGACAUGUACGAGCAGGUACCACAGAGCCACGAAACAUCGUACACGGCAAACACGGGCAACGGUGAGGUGAAACUGCACAUUUCUGAGUUUAUCAAUGUUGGUGAAAGUAUGGCGACGACCAGCGGGGGAGACAGUAGCACCUACACCCACCCGGAAGGCUUCGAGCUGGUGAAUGAGAACAUUCCAAACCGAUCGGAACCGGACGAAACCAUCGAGCCGAGCAGCUUCGAGAUGGAGAUCGUUGAUAUGGACGUGGCUGGCAUUUUCCCGGACGAAGGAUCCACUACGAAGGAAACGACGAACCCGGCGGACGACAGCAGCACUGCAAAGACGCUGGAUAAAAAAUACAAAUGUAAAGUGUGCGGCAAAGGCUUUGUCACCUGCAAAUCGCUCAACAUGCAUCUGCACAUACAUAGCGGCCGCACCAAAUGUGGCAUCUGCGGUGCGGUGCUAUCGCGCACUGCCAACCUCAAGCGGCAUAUGAAGCUGAAGCAUGAACCAUGAGGUCCGACGGCACGUCCGACGUAAACUUUGCCGUGAAUGUUGUUUGGAUAGUGUUCUGGCAAACAUUACUUUUCUUGUUUGUUUCACAUAUGUAUUGUAAAACUGUGUAAAGAUUGAAAGUGACUAUCUGUUGUUUUCGGCUCACUUUCACACCCUUUCGUGGUACAAUCAGCCGUACCGGCGAACUCGUUCGUUCCUGGGAACGUUCGCCGCGACGCUCAUUUGCACUCAUUUCAUAGCCCUCUAGAUCAAAAUUUAGAAAACCGUAUGGAUUUUGUUCUGCCCAAUCUAGUAGUACAACCCUGCCCACUCAUGAGCGACGAAUGUUUCUCGUCGAACGAGUUCGCCGGUACGGCUGAAUAUAGCGUACUGCGAUCAUCCAUCGUGUCGUGAGUGUUUCUAUUUUAGAUAACAAUUUAGUCCAUCAUUUACACUUUGGGUACUCGCUGAAGAAAAAAGAUAAAACCAUUUUAAAACGAUUUUAAUCAUUACGUCAUUUUAACUAGAAUAAGUGCGUGAUUAUAGCAAGAGUUUUCGUUUGCUGUUAACUUCUAAAUGUAUCGCGUGAUAUAUGCAGUGCCUCAAUCGCAAAAAACGAACUAAUCUAGCUAGAGUUCAAUGAAGUUUUGUCCGGUUUUCCGAUUGAGGCAAUGCAUAUAUUUUACGUUUUUGUGAACAGUGAAUGAAAGUAGAUAAAUAAAUUUAUCAUCAAUGUAAUAAAAACAACACAA